AUGAGUUUGUGCCGCUGGGCCUACACGCCAACACCAACGCCUGCAACUGAGUUCUUCACCAAGAGGGUGCAGCUGAUUUCCUUUUUCCUACAGUUCUGCCAGAUUAAACUAGAAGAUAGUGUGACCUGCCAGAACUACAACUUGCCUCAAAGCCUUCUGAAAACCAUAUGCCACAGUACUUGCCGCAGCAAAGGUAAAACAAAAACAUCUCUGUCGCAGAAUGAGGCAAAUGAGGAAGCGAUACGCAUCUUGGAUAUUUCCAUCUCGGAUCGGAGUUUGCCAUCUGGGAUGCCUGCUGAGAAGCAACAAUAUGGUGCCACUGAUAGGGACACAUAUGCUGGCAUCCCAAGAGAGAACAGUGUCAAUAAGCUUGAUUGUCCCAUGGAGGGUGAGAUCUGCACCAUGAACUCAUCACACUGGGCCCUGGCACUUAUAUGUCUCAUCCAGGGUUAUUCAUCUGCAAAUGAGUGGGGUGUUUCACUUCCAACAACUCUUAAUGCAUUGGAAGGGACAUCUGUGAUCUUUAACUGUUCUUUCCAGUAUCCUGGUACGCGUACAUCCGGAAUAAAUGCCAUGUGGUUACAAUUUCCAUGUCACGAAAACUCUGACAAACUGUACAUGAGCAAUGAGCAACCCCCAGACUCUGGAAUAGAAUUCAUUGGAAAUCUGACUCAGAACAACUGUUCUCUUCGAAUUAAUGCUGUUCAGAAAAAGCACAGUAACACUUUCUGCUUCAGAUUUGUACUUCCAGAAAGAAACAAAUGGACGGGAAAGCCAGGCUUGCAUCUCACUGUCUAUGCCCGUCCAAAAACACCCUUUAUCUCACCUUCGGAGUUGGUCGAAGGGGUCACGACCAAGUUGAAUUGUUCCUCCUCUAAUAUUGAUGAAAAGGCAAUGAUCAGACUGAAGUGGUAUGGCCUCCCUAAUCAGGCAGCAGAACAAUGCAACGAUAAUCCAAGAGUGGUCAGCAGUUGUCUCCGUUUCAUCCCGUCGUAUCAGGAUCACAACAAGAUCGUCAAAUGUUCAGUAACCUACAGUGUGUUCUCAUAUUCUGAUGAAGCCAACAUUACUCUCAAUGUUUCAUAUGCACCCAAAAAUGUAACCAUCCAAGUGGAUAAUGGAUCAGAAUUAGCAAUCAAAGAAGGUGAUAAGGUCUCCUUGACUUGCACAAGUAACAGUAACCCCAAAGCUACAUACAGCUGGUACAAGAGGGAAGAUGAAAAAGGUGAAGCAAGACGUAUUGAUGCCUCUAAAGGCACGUUGUCAUUCCAGACUAUUGCCAGCGGGGAUUCUGGGUUCUACAGCUGUAAAGCAGCAAAUCACGUUGGAAAUAAUACGUCGGAAACUUUGGAAAUUCGUGUCCAGUAUGCACCUAAAAAUGUAACCAUUCAAGUAGUUAAUGGAUUCCAAAUGGACGUUAAAGAGGGAGGCAAGCUCUCCUUGUUGUGCACCAGUAAUAGCAAUCCUGAAGCUACAUACACCUGGUACAAGAGAGAGGAAAGCAAUGGUCAAACAAGAUCUCUUAGUGCUGUGAAAGGAAUUCUGACCUUCCAACAUGUUUCCAGAAGCGAUUCUGGUUUCUACAGCUGUACAGCAACAAAUUAUAUAGGAAGUGGGUCUUCGGAUGAUUUGGAAAUCUACGUCCAAUCAUCAACGAUCCUGAAAUUUGCGAUUGCAGGAUCACUUGGUGGAAUAGGAUUUCUCCUGGCUAUUGUGCUUUGGACACGAAGGAAAGACUUGUUCAAAGGAAAAAAGCCAGAAAUUAAUUCACAACCAGACCUCCAACAUGAAAAGCCGGACACAAAACAGAGCAAUCAGACCAACAAUUCCACCACCAACGUUAUAUACGACAACACGUGCAUGAGUGAGAGUCCAGGCAACGAAUGGGAGACUCUGAGGAAGAAUCCUGCCAAUACUUUGGUAUAUGCUUCCGUACAGUUUAACAACAAGUAUAAGGACUUGGAUCAAGAAAAUUCCCACCUCAGACAAGUCAAACCUGGCAGCACACAGCAAAGCCAAGCUACACAAUCCAUCGAUAGCGCUGUGUAUGAGAAUGUGGACAAGUACAAACCAUCCAGUGAAGGAACCAGCAUCAUCAGAGAAGAACCUGAAGAUGCUGUACAAUAUGCCUGUGUUGUGUUUAAGGACAAACUGCUUGAUCCAAAAGCAGCGAUCCACUGAGCAAAAUAAACUGCGUGUGGCAUCAUCUGGGCAAACACAGUUCUGAAACAACGGAUAUUGUUUAUGUAGGAUAAUUGGAUUUUCAUUCAUGUUACUUUGCUUUAUUAACUUAGGAUGUAAAUGCUCUUGGCUGGACCAACAUGUAUUGCCCAUCCCUACUUGCCCUUUCUUUUCUUGGU
Stegostoma tigrinum is the source of this 2360-nucleotide messenger RNA. Its product is annotated as sialoadhesin-like. NCBI's taxonomy places the organism in Eukaryota, Metazoa, Chordata, Chondrichthyes, Orectolobiformes, Stegostomatidae. The transcript has 13 exons. The record is from RefSeq and is a predicted model, not a curated record. Bases 1 to 2181 code for a protein of 726 amino acids.